This is a messenger RNA of Schizophyllum commune H4-8, 1648 nucleotides long. RefSeq lists its product as uncharacterized. The record is from RefSeq and is a predicted model, not a curated record. The transcript has 5 exons. Bases 129 to 1523 code for a protein of 464 amino acids. Lineage: Eukaryota; Fungi; Basidiomycota; Agaricomycetes; Agaricales; Schizophyllaceae. Gene Ontology annotation, biological process: cellular response to pH. Gene Ontology annotation, cellular component: plasma membrane.
CUUGUCUCCAUCCAUCACAACAGCAUCUUGCCUUUGCCAUCGACCAUACGCCCCUGGACAGCAGUAUCGCUGUGCUUCACAGUGAACGGAAGCCUUGAGGCGUAGUAACUGGCGUAGUUUUCUCCGGGAUGAGCACAUACCUCUACGAGCUGCCAACGACCGGCGCCAUCUCUUUCGCCGACUUCUGUGCCGACCAUAGCGCGGCGAAGAACUACUCAUCACACAUCACCGAUGCAACUCUGCAGCGCGCGAGUCUGCGCGCCGCCUUGAAGGAGAGCAAACGAACAGAGGGUGAUGAGAGGGACUAUCUGAGACAAGUCAAGGUCAUCGACGACUACCUCCCCCAACUCCUCGGCAUCAUGUCCUGCGUCGCCCACGACGAGAUCGGACUGCGCGAAGAGCCAGUCUUCAGCUGGCGCACGACGCUCUCCGCCAACGUCUUCCACAACUCCCCGCGCCUGAACAUUCCCACGCUGCACGGCGACCUCGCGUUCGCGCUGCUCACCUACGCCUUCCUGCUCUCCAACCACGCGCGCGCGGUCGUCGCGCCGCUCGGCGCCUACGAGCACGACCGCUCUAUCUCCGAUGCGGAGCGCCGCGCGAAGGACGAGAAGCUGAAUUUCGCCGUGUGCCUGCUGUGUCGGGCGAGCGGGCUGUUUGCGUAUAUCAGCGAGCGGGUGCUGGUCGACUGGGAGGCCAGCCGUGAUGGGGGUGCCGCCGGGUUCACGCGCCCGCCCGAUUUGCACAAAGAUGUGGUCACUGCGCUCGCGAAGAUGGCUCUCGCAGACGCGCAGACGCUCGCCAUCAGGAAGCUGCUCACACGAGCGGCAAACGACAGCGCUGUCAACCCCGGACCACCAUUGCCACGAUCCCAUCCAUCGCCCAGCCUUCUCGGCAAACUCCACCUCGAGUGUGCUGAGCUCUAUGGCGCUGCGCGGGCGUUGGCUAUGACGCCAGGAUCCGCAUCGAAAGAUGCAGGCGUGUCCCACGCAUUGCGGGCAUAUCUCACGACAGAGGCAGCCAUUCAUGCCGCUCUUGCACACAAGUGGCUAGGCAUUGACGCUGGUGAGAACGGCGGAUCGGAGAAGGGCGGCGAAGCGGUGGGCUGGCUGUUAUGGGCGAAGAAGGAGCUCGAGGCGAUCCGAGACGCGAGCAAGGGCGUCAAGAGCAUCGCGCUCAAGAAAGAUGAGGCUAGGGGAUUGCGCAAAGACCGUGUUGCCGACGAGCUUGCCACGGUCAACACCUUUCUCAAGCACUACAAGAAGACCAACGAUUCAAUACACUUUCAGCCGGUACCCACACAGCCGGAGCUGCAGUCGCGCAUACCAGCAGGUCGCGCCGCUGUGGCCGCUAAACCUUAUGUGCCGCCGAUGCCGGCAUUUGGCCCAGGCAGCGUCGAAUACACGCGAAGGCAGACGGAGAAUGUAGAACUACACGAUGGCGACGAGCAUGCGGAGAGGCCUGCCGCGGAUAGAAGCACUUCGGAAGCCUCCAACUACUCAGGCGCAGGGUCUUACUAUUGAGCUCGUUGCACAAGUUCGUACGUGCAUCAGGCUACCCUGCGUCCCCCAGUCGCUGACUUUUGUCAAGGGCAUGUUGUUUGUACAUAGGCUUUGACGCUGCAAGAUGACGUGAACAAUGGCUGCGC